This is a messenger RNA of Symbiodinium sp. CCMP2456, 1760 nucleotides long. Lineage: Eukaryota; Dinophyceae; Suessiales; Symbiodiniaceae. The record is from the annotation of a GenBank genome assembly.
GUCGAGACCUAGACUUUCUUGUUGAGCUCUUGAAGCCCCAUUUGCCUCAGGCUGGAACGAUUCUCCAUCCGGGUGGCGGGAUGUCGCUACUUCCAGUUCGCCUUCAGCGCCAGGUGCCCGGGCUGCAAAUCCUGAGCCUCGACUCCAGCCCACUGCCCAGUUUUGACGGUUCCCGACAGAAGGCACAGUUGCGUGUGGAGCUUCACAGCAAUCACGAGGUGGCGAAUGUUGCCCGACUGGAUGCAGAAACGCCGCUUCUCCAGGACUGGAGGCCAUUUGAUGCAGUGGUGGAGAAAGGCUGUCUCGAUGCCCUCCUCUGCAAGAGCGAUGAGGAGGCUUUGCAAGUUGCACCACAGGAGGUCAUUGCUGGCGUUCUCUUGGCCUGCUGUAACACCUUCGAUGAAUCGCGGUCCUCGAUCUGCACUGGAGUGGCCGGGGUGGGCCAGCUGCGGCCGACUGACAUCGAAGAAACAACCCAGAAAGAGCCGGAUCUAAGGAUGUUUGGGAAAAUUGGGUGUAGCACCACGGCCAUCGGCAUGUCUUUUGUCGGCGAUAUGGCGCCUCCAGAUGACGGCGAGGCAGAGGAGGUGCACGAGGACUGGGAAGAAGUGCCAAUUUCCGGUGAGAUAUGGACGCAGCGCAUCGACACCAAGCCCUUGCCGUCCUACGCCUCCACGCGGCUGAAGGAGGACACUGCUUCUCAAAAGGCUCGAGCCGAUCGGCUUGGCCAGCUGCUGAGAGUGGCCUGCUCACGGACGCCAGGUGAGGCCGAAGAGCAGGAGCCGCAGGGCAAGGAGGAGCUGGACAGCCUUCUGUGUGGAGGUGGCCUCGGAAACACCUCAGUGCUACGCAGCGUGAUGCAGCGCCUGGGGUUGGACUGCCGCCGAGAACCUUCGGCGCGGUUCUUAAUGAAGCGGAGGUUCAAAGAGCUGAAGAUACGACGGGACGCUGCAUCACAACUCAUCGACGAGAUGGAGCGGGAGGUCUUGCUGCUCAGCAACGAGCUGACUCAGCAGGCCACAGAGCUGACCAAGCUCCACAAAGUCGACGACGAAGCCCAUCAGGGCGGCCACAACCUUCGGCACAUCGAGGGAGAGAAUUUCUGCUUCACGGACCUCCUGGCCUAUGGCAGCAGCCCUUGUGCGGCCACGAGGAGCCGCAUGAGCAGAUUGGAGGUUCCUGAGCCGCCGGAGUUGCGCUGCCAGCUGCGGAAGCAGCUCUCUGAGGCUGAGCAGGAGCUCAGCGAUCUGAGGACGGAGGUAUCUGCUCAGCGCCAGAUGGGAACCACGGCCUGGGAGAACGUGAAGCAAGUGCUCAUGGACACGCAGCCAGAGGCAAGCCUCCUGGAUGGGCGCCGGGCACUGCUGGCCUUUGCUAGGGGAAAAGCUCGUGGCACGUCGAUUGCAGAAAAGCUGCUCGAUUGGGACGUGCAGCGCAAGCUUCUUCAGGCAGCAGUUUUCGACUGGCGAGCGAAGGUACGGGCACGCCGACGUACCGAUCGCAUGCAGGUGUUCCUGCACUUCAAAAUGGAAGCGAACCUCGCUGAGGUCUGCUUCAACCUCUGGCGCCAAGUGGUUGACCGCCAAUGGUCUCGACUUGCAGAGAGGCGCAUGCUCAGGUCCGAAAAGAUCAUGGACGGGCUGUCAUCGCUGCCUUCGUCAAAGCUUCUCGGGAAUCUGCACGAAGGAGCGAACCACGAGCUGAUGAUGAGGUGGACCUUAUCGGAGUGGCCCGCCUUGAGCUUGCGGCUGCUACGAGAU